GUCUCUCCUUUCUCUCCCCCCGUCCUGUCCUGUCCUGUCGUGUCCUGCUGUAAACUGUUUUAAUCCAUGUCAGCUCUUAUGUGUUUUUGUCGUUCCAGUCCAUUUGUCUUUGUUUUGUGACCUGACGGUAACCUGCUUUAUUUUUAAAACUCUUCUGCACUCGUUAUUCUUUAAUAUGUGUCGGCCUUGUAUGUGCUUUGUGUUGCGGCCUUGUUCCGUAUCUGAUUAUUUGUGCUCUGUUUACUGUUUAGUCCAUUCACUCUUAAACCUCACUUCCUUUCAAAAGAAUUUAGCUUUGCAUGAGACACGAUGAGGUUUUCUGAUGAAAUAGAAAGUGCUCAUUUGUAUGUCUUGUAGACCGGCGGGGACAUCCCAAAGGACGAAGGACUGUAGCGGCAUUUUGAUGACCUAUUUAGACCAAAUAUUAUUAGACUGAGAUGUCUACAGCGCAUCUCCUCACUUUAUACUAUGAUGGCUAGAUUAUGUGAUGGACAGUCCAGUUUUAUUUGUAGCUGGAUUAUGUAGAUGACUUAAUACAGAGAAUUCCUACUGGGGAUUCUAACCUGUGAAGGGCCCAUAUUAAUUAAAACAGAGCCGACAUAAUACUGCAUGUAUAGGAGGCCCCAGUGAAACGGUCACGUAUGCAGGCUUUGCUGUAACUAUGUUCUGAGUGAGGAAAUAGAAUGAGAGUAGAGGGCCGACAGCAACUUUAAAUAUCACAUCACUCACCCCUUACAUGUGUGUGGUUUAGUGUGUACGUGUGCUAUGUUUUGGUUCUAGUGUACACACUAGUGUGGGAGGUUGCCCUAGUUUUGUGAUCAGUGUUUGCCCCUGAGAGCAAGGGUUUAACCUGACUGAUAAGUGAUUGCGUACUUCCCCAGUCAAAAGAAACAUCCUAAACUCACUGGAUUUGGCCCUAUUUCCUUCUGUCAUCCAUCAGUUGUUGAUUGCGCUGUUGUUUUAUUUCGCCGCUUCAGUAACUCGGCUGUAAAAAGAAAGCCCCGCCCUUCCAGGCCGUGGAGGCAAAGCUGUCGCUGGAUACCUUACUGCAGAUGACAGGAGCUCAGGUGAGAGACACGAUGCGAAGACUUGGGUCCAGCUCAGAAGAAUGUGGCAGACUCGGUGCUGCCCUCUCUUGUCUAAGGAGUGCUACUGAAUCAGGAGGCGAACUAAGAGAUGACAGCAGUCUCUGGCUGUCUGAGCCCACCAGGAGGGACAGCGGCUCUCUGCUGACAGCGGACCAGCUAACCAACCUGGGGACCCCACUCCGCACACACAGCCCCUCGCCUCUAGCCCGCCCAUCCACCAUCCAGUCCACCCCAUCCACUCCCUGCGCAACCUUCCCCCACCCUCGCUCAGGCUCGGUGUCAGCGGCGCCCACGCCAGACGCACAUGGCGACAGCCCUCUCACAGAUCCAUUCCCUAUGUCCUUCGCCCGCGCAGCCCGCCUCCAUGGGCACAUCUCCACCCCACCUAUAACGCCUCCUUCAAAGAGGCGUCACCGGUUGAAGCCUCCCUGCACCCCUCCCCCGCCAUCCCGCAAGGUACUGCACCUGCUUCCCAACAUCACACUGACGCGCAGCAAAAGCCACGAGUCUCAGCUGGGCAACCGCAUCGAGGACCCUCCCACCAACAAGUGUGUUAAAAAGAACAAGUUGUUCCUGAACAUGCAAGUCAACGGUAACGGAUGUGAGGAUUCGCCUUCUCGCUACCCCGCCGUGUCUGCAAGGACACCCGGUGCCACCCCAGCUGCCAACACAGCACCUUACACCCUUCCUGGAACUCCCACACUGCUGGAGGAGCACAGCACAAUUAAGAAUAAUGUAGCAGUGCAUCGCAGCUCCCCACAAGCAAUAAGGAGGGAUAUAGGGCUUGCAGUCACGCACAGGUUUUCCACCAAAUCCUGGUUGUCCCAGACAUGUCAAGUGUGCCAGAAAAACAUGAUGUUUGGAGUUAAGUGCAAACACUGUCGAUUAAAGUGCCACAACAAAUGUACAAAGGAAGCUCCAUCCUGCAGAAUCUCCUUUCUACCAAUUGCCAAAAUUCGGAGGACCGAGUCAGUUCCCUCUGAUAUAAACAACCCAGUGGACCGGCCGCAGGAAGCACCGCAGUUUGGCACACUACCAAAGGCUAUUACGAAAAAGCAGGAUCAUCCACCAGUGCUGAACCAGCUGGACUCCAGCAGCAACCCAUCCUCCACCACUUCAUCCACACCUUCCUCCCCAGCACCCUUCCAGCAGAGCAACCCCCCCAGUGCCACACCACCGCCCAACCCUUCACCCAAAGGUCAUCGAGACAGCCGAUUUAAUUUCCCGGCUGCCUGUUACUUUCAGCAUAGACAGCAAUUUAUCUUCCCGGAUGUUUCCAGUCCUGCACAUUUCCACUCAGAUGUUCUUCAGGACAGAGUUGUUCUGUGUCACAGCAGUGAGAUAGAGCAAUCAUCAGACGACGUACAUGAUGAGCUGGUAGAAGAUGACGAUGAAGAGGAAGGGGAUGAGGAGGUCGAGGUCGAAGAUGAAGAUCACGAAGGGGAGGAGGAGGAGGACGAUGAGGAGGAUGAUGAGGACAAUGUGGAUGGAGGAGAAGAUGAGGACGACAGAGGGGAGAUCAGGAUGCACAUGGGCUCCGACGGCGAGUGCGACGAGCUGGAUGAUCUGCCCAACUCUCGGGGAAACCAGUGGAAGGGCCCCAUCUCCCGCAAGGCCAGUCAGACCAGCGUUUACCUGCAAGAGUGGGACAUCCCCUUUGAGCAGCUGGACCUUGGGGAGCUCAUAGGAAAGGGCCGCUGGGGAAAAGUGCACAAGGGCCGGUGGCACGGCGAGGUGGCCAUCCGGCUUCUUGAGAUCGAUGGGAACAAUCAGGACCACCUGAAGCUCUUUAAAAAGGAGGUGAUGAACUACAGACAGACCAGGCAUGAGAAUGUGGUCCUCUUUAUGGGAGCCUGCAUGGCUCCACCCCACCUGGCCAUUAUCACCAGUUUUUGUAAAGGGAGGACACUCUACUCAGUAGUUCGAGACACUAAAAACACUCUGGAUAUUAACAAGACAAGACAAAUUGCUCAGGAGAUUGUAAAGGGAAUGGGCUAUCUGCAUGCCAAAGGCAUUGUUCACAAAGACUUGAAGUCAAAGAACGUUUUUCAUGACACCAAUAAGGUUGUGAUCGCAGACUUUGGCCUGUUUGGGAUCUCUGGAGUUGUUCAGGAGGGAAGGCGUGAAAAUAAACUCAAACUUCCACAUGGCUGGAUUUGUUAUCUCGCACCAGAGAUUGUGCGCAGAAUGAGCCCAGGUAACAAUGAGGACCGCCUUCCUUUUUCCACCGCAGCAGAUGUGUACGCCUUUGGCACAAUUUGGUAUGAGCUUCAAGCUAGGGACUGGCCAAUCACUAACCAGCCUGUGGAAGCUACCAUCUGGCAGGUGGGGAGCGGAGAGGGCAUAAAGAAGAUUUUGGCAGAAAUCAGCCUGGGAAAGGAGGUCACUGAAAUCCUUUCUGCCUGCUGGGCGUACGACUUGAGAGAAAGGCCGACCUUUACGCAGCUGGCUGACAUGCUGGAGAAGCUACCCAAACUCAACCGCAGACUGUCCCACCCUGGACAUUUCUGGAAGUCUGCAGAGUUGUAGCCGUCACUCUGAAACAAAAGCAAUGCAAAACAAAGCCUGGGUCUGCCUUGCAUGCUCCUGAAUCUUUAACUCUUACAGGAUUGAUCAAAGCAUUGCCUCUGUCUGAAACAGGCGCCACUUCCACUAAUCCACAGUCCGAUCUUCCAUGUUAUUUCCUUGUUCGGAAGAGAGGAUCGUUGGACUGAGGUGUGACGGACAACCGUUGUCGCCCAUCACCCUAAAUCCCUUCAUUCCUCUAAAAACAAAACAACAACAAAAAAAAUAGCUCUUUGACUUCCUUCUGGUCUUCUCCUGUAAUGUCAGUCGAGACUCUGAGGCUUCUGACUAACUGGCUUGUGGUGUCUGUGCUGAGACUGACUGGUGUGCUGUGGUCUGUGCCUGCUGAUGGCUGCCCUAUCCUCGGCCCUGCUCAACUUCUCUGUGCUGCUGUGAUGUGGUUGUUCUUGCCUGGGGUGGUCCUGACCACAUGGCUCUCUUUCUAUCUAAAACACAAAC
Molecule: messenger RNA, 4112 nt
Organism: Pundamilia nyererei
Lineage: Eukaryota; Metazoa; Chordata; Actinopteri; Cichliformes; Cichlidae
Gene: ksr1a
Product: kinase suppressor of ras 1a
Exons: 20
Coding region: 1053-3617 (854 amino acids)
Biological process (GO): protein phosphorylation; Ras protein signal transduction
Cellular component (GO): cytoplasm
Molecular function (GO): ATP binding; protein kinase activity
Source: RefSeq, a predicted model, not a curated record